GUGCCUCCACACAAGCAAGGGGGAGGGUGUGGAGUGCCAAUGAAGUUUUGGCCUUAUUAGAAAUAUGGAAAGAACAAAAAUUGCAGAACAAAUUAAAAAAGAAUUACAGAAAUUUGGAUAUUUUUAAGGAUGUAGCUGAUGAAAUGGCAAAGAAAAACCAUGUCAGAUCUGCAGAGGAAUGCAGAAGCAAAUCCAAAAAAAUGAGAUUUGAGUAUAGAAAGGUUGUGAAACAUAAUCAGAGAAGUGGAAGCAACCCUAUUACAUGUCCCUUUUAUAGGGAACUAGAGGAAAUCUUUCAUGGGGAUGUUAGCAUCACCCCUCAUAGGUUAUCCCGAAGUCUUCAUUUUGAAAGGGAGGGUGAAACCACAAAUGUGACUGAGGAAACCGCAUCCACCUCCAUGGCUAACACAGGCGAUGGAGGCACCCAGGAAACAACUACCAGACAAGACAGUGAUGAAGGCAAGUAGCCCAUCUGUAAUGCCUGAAGAUUUCUGCUAUGUGCGUGACAACAUUAUUAUUUUGUUAAAAUAACAAAUGCUUUACUCUUUUUUUCCCCUUGAAUUUUUCAGAUUCUGAUGACACUUGUCUCGAUGACACAAUCAUUAGUAUACCUUUCACCAUUUUGGAAAGUGGACCUACGCAAAUAGCAGGUAGUAAUAUAUAAAUUUAUGUCAAUUUCUGGAUCUGUGUUCUGUUAAUAAAUAUAGUGAACCUGUAUAUGUGUUCAAAAUAAAUAACGUUGGUGUUUCAUGCUACACUUUGAAGGUGCGACUGGAGAACAAUUGGGAGACUUGGAAAGACGUGCAGAUGAUACAAGCGGUGGAACCGAUGUACGUAACGAUCCCGAUGAGGAACAGGAACAACCCAAUGUAUUGCUGUCUCCUGGAACAAGACUGCGAUCAAACAGGAACAGGAAUCGUCGCGCCAGAAGAGGAGAACAUAUUGCGCGCACUAUAAUGCAGAGUGCUAGUCGAGAGGCCCAACUUACCCGGAGAACACAGGAACGGUUCAUGGAAAUUGUACACGACAGCAUGAAAGACUGUAGGAGGACAGAAAUGGAACUUGUAAAUAUUAUGAAGGAAGAUGUAAGGAGAAGUGCACAGGACAGACAGAGAAUGUUGCAGUACAUGGAGACCAUGACUGAACUGUACCGGAGGAAAGUAGAUCAUGAAUGUUCACUUCCAACGGGGCAACAUGUUACUAUCGCCCAAGGAACUAUGCACACAUCAUUCAGGGCAUCUCCGGGUGAUAUUCCUCCCUCAACACCAGGCCCAGCUGUCUGUACAGAUUUCCAGGAGCAACCAUCCACAUCGUAUGUUGGUGGGCAAUGUCAAGGGAACAAUUCCCCUGAACUCUUUGAUGAACUUCCUCCUGCUUAUGCUCCUGAUGGUUGUCCUGUCACUCCUACUAGUAACAUUAUAGAUGAUGACAACACAGUAGAGAACAUCAACAGGGAUGUUCAGAAUGUUGUGGAAGUCACUGAUCCCCUUCAGAAUGAAGGCUGCAUUGGAACCGUGCAAUGUGUGAGCAAUGCUGGAACAUCUUCCUUGCAAUGUGCAGUUGCACCUCAACAAAAACAAAAUAAACCAUGCAGUUCUCGUACUGGGAGGAUAAUCAAGAAAAAAAAAUUAUUUUCCCCAUAA
Sceloporus undulatus (fence lizard) is the source of this 1643-nucleotide messenger RNA. RefSeq lists its product as uncharacterized. The record is from RefSeq and is a predicted model, not a curated record. The transcript is spliced from 2 exons. Bases 750 to 1643 code for a protein of 297 amino acids. NCBI's taxonomy places the organism in Eukaryota, Metazoa, Chordata, Lepidosauria, Squamata, Phrynosomatidae.